AUGGCCGCAUCAAAAAAAAUUCUCUUUAUCUUGACUUCCCACGACCAAUUGGGCGACACUGGCAAGAAGACCGGCUGGUAUGCUGAGGAAGUCGCCGAGCCCGCCGACAUCCUCACCAAGUACGGUUAUGAAAUCGUCUUUGCUUCACCCAAGGGAGGCAAGGCCCCCCUCGAUCCUAGCUCUAUCGAAGCUGCCAAGGACAACAAGACGGUCAAGGAUUUUUUGAACGAUAAGAACAUCAUCCACAAGAUCGAUAACACCCACAAGAUCGAGGAAUUCAUUGGUAAGGAGUCCGAAUUCGCAGCCGUAGUCUACCCCGGUGGCCACGGACCUAUGUUUGAUCUCGAGCAUAACGAGGCUGCGCUCAAGGUCACCGCUGCCGCUUAUGAGGCCGGCAAGGUCGUCGCUGCUGUCUGCCACGGACCCAUUGCAUUGACGGACGUCAAGCUCUCGGACGGUACCCUCCUGGUCCAGGGCAAGAACGUCACCGGAUUCAGUGAUGACGAGGAAAGGUCUAGCAAACUCGAUCAUGCCAUCCCAACCCUGUUGGAGUCCAAGCUCAAGAAGAUUGGUGCCAAGUACCAAAAGGCCGACGAGCAGUGGGGCGUCAAGGUCGUCACCGAUGGUCGUAUUGUCACCGGACAGAACCCUGCCAGUGCUCCUGGAUUCGGAGAGGCCAUCCACGCCGCCAUCCAGGCCCAGCACAAGUAG
Messenger RNA from Gamsiella multidivaricata, 711 nucleotides. Its product is annotated as class I glutamine amidotransferase-like protein. The transcript has 3 exons. The record is from RefSeq and is a predicted model, not a curated record. NCBI's taxonomy places the organism in Eukaryota, Fungi, Mortierellomycota, Mortierellomycetes, Mortierellales, Mortierellaceae. The coding region runs from base 1 to 711 and encodes 236 amino acids.